UUCCCCUCGUACAGGCGCGCUAUCGCAGUUACGUGACUGUCGACGUAGCUGUAAAGAGAACUCGGGGAGAUGAGUAAUCGCGGUGCAACCGGGUUGUAUAGCGACGCAUUCGGUGGGUGUUGCCGUUCAAUGCAAUACGAAACCCGGAUUCCAUGGUGAAUGUGAAACAUGGCAGCGGUGGAAACCGUCAAGUACUUCACAGGUUUCAGCACGGAUAUCAACUGGCGCUCAACGAAGCUCGUCAGCAGCUUGCAGCGCAUUCGCUCGUGCAGUCUGUGCGGUGUCGUUCCGAAUGAAACUCAAGUGUUGCCAUGUUCUCACGGUUUUUGUGCGCCUUGCUACCAGAAGAUCCGCCAAAGGAAUCUGUGCUGCCCAAUAGAAGGGCUUACGUUCACCGAAAGUCAGGUAAAUCUUAUGGAAUUCCCGGAAGAGCAUCUACUCACUCGUCAGGUUCAUUGUUGGAAUGUGGAACACGGCUGCCAGUUCGUCGGUUCGUUACUAGAGGUCCACGCUCAUUUUCAUCGGGAGUGCUCCUUUCAUCACGUGAUAUGCACAAGGUGUAAUUGCUACGUCUUGAAGCGUAACAUUCUCGACCAUUACGAGCGAGGUUGUAGGGAAGAGAAUGACGGAGUGAAUGUAAUGGUUAACGAUAUCUUACGAAGCAGCAAAGCCACGGAAGCCAUUUUGACGCGGCUGGAACACAUCCAAGCCUCUCUUCAAGAUAGCGUCAACAAGCUUUCUGGGGAAGCGCUGACUGGAAUACGUGACGUGAAAUCGUCCGUUGCUAUACAAACCCGGAAGCUGACCGAGAUCAAAGAGAAACAGGCCCAGCUCCAUCAGUCGUGUUCGGUCAGUUUAAAAAACUUGGACGCCUCCGUACACAGCAUGCCAGCGAUAUUCCGCCAUCGUGAUUGGGUCAAGAAGCUGGCGUCUGCGAUCUUCAAUAUCUCUAGUUCCAAAAUCUGUUGGGUUGUUACCGAUAUUGAGAAGCAUAGGAGCGAUGCACGACAGAGUCCCGUUCAAGUGAUCAGCGAUAAGUUCCUCUUGGCAAACUACACGGCCCGGCUCUGCCUCAAGUUCGUUCGAAACGAAGGCGACGUUGACACGAACCUCUUCUUCCAUAUCUGUCGGGGUCCGGAUGAUGAUAGUUUGGAGUGGCCCUUUAUUCUGCCUUUGCAAAUCUCAUUGAUUCAUCCGAAGGACCGUCAGAAAACGAAAGCGAGAGGGAUCGAUCCUUGUACGAGCUCUUACCCUGAAUGUUAUUAUAGGCCCGUUGAGGAAAACAAUGAGGGCACAGGUGGCAUCAUUUGUAUAGGUGGUGAUUUCGAUGAGUUUAUCAUCAGCAACUCCGUCCUGUUAUCCGCUGAACUACGCGCAGGUGGCAUGCUCUGAUGUAGCUUCACUUCGCCUCAAGCUGUGUCGGAUGGAUGCAACUCUGCAUUACAAUUAAGUUUUACUUCAAAUAGGGUGAUUGGUCCGGCUCACGUGCUUUCGAGGACCAGUGGGGAGCUUCCAACAACAACGACAACUUUAUUGUGAGAUGGUGAAUGGGGAGUUUCAUCGCCAGGGGCGAUAUACUCUACCCAAUUGCUUGGGUGUUCCAUCUCGCCCACGAUAUGUUGAGUCCUAAGGUGACCGACAUGUCGAAUGCCGAAACGCGUUCCGAUCGAGUCAUUGGCCAUGAAAGCAUUCUUGGAAAAAGACCCUGGAUUUUGUGUGUGUGUGUGUGUCAGUGUGUUAUCUCCCACCUGCUUCCAAUGGAGUAUACUAGAGUAAUUAAACUUGCGUAAACUCGGA
Molecule: messenger RNA, 1797 nt
Organism: Ornithodoros turicata
Lineage: Eukaryota; Metazoa; Arthropoda; Arachnida; Ixodida; Argasidae
Product: TNF receptor-associated factor 2-like
Exons: 1
Coding region: 169-1392 (407 amino acids)
Molecular function (GO): protein binding; metal ion binding
Source: RefSeq, a predicted model, not a curated record